This is a messenger RNA of Suillus subalutaceus, 835 nucleotides long. RefSeq lists its product as uncharacterized. Lineage: Eukaryota; Fungi; Basidiomycota; Agaricomycetes; Boletales; Suillaceae. The record is from RefSeq and is a predicted model, not a curated record. The transcript has 7 exons. Bases 110 to 835 code for a protein of 241 amino acids.
CUUCUCCCUUUUGUUAUCUCGUGUCAUUCCUUUUUCCUCCUGCUUCUCUGUGUUGGUAGUCUCUUUCACUGCACUCUAUUUCUCAUGAUUUUCAUUGCAGUCUAACAAGAUGUUAGUGAACAAACUUGCGAGAACAAACUCGCGAGUUCUCGAAUUUGAUAAUUGUCCCCAACACAAUGAAUUACACGCAGCAUCCGCAUAUCCCUUGUUUUAUGAUCCAUUUUUACUAUUUGCAGUACCAUUCAAACGUGGCCAUCUUACCACUCACUAUAAGUUUGGACGUGGAUUCUUAACACGCGGUCUAUGCUUGGUCCCGAUACCCGAGAUACUUGUGCGGACAGGUCUUCUGGGCGAGGUAUCGCGCACAUGCCGUUUACCAAGAGCGUGUCGCCAUGUUCGUGCCUCCGAUCACCCCGGAGCACUGCUGAGCCGUCAAGGAAGACAAGAGGCUAUCGAGGCGCUAGUUGGUCCCGGUGCGAGCUCUGAGGGGGAUGGGACGCAUGAUGUUUUGCCAAUAGAUGGACGGGACGAAGAUUCCAGUAUUCCACCAGCAAUUUUGGGAGAAGAGCUGCAUGGUAUCAACGAGCUCGAGAAAGACAUUGGCGUCAGGAUGCUUAUUUUACAACUCAGAUCACACUUCAAGUAUCAAGAUGCACACGGUGCACAUAUUUGGUAUUCGGAUGGAGUCACUGCCCGAGAGCUCGACGUUGCGAUCCCCAGCAGCCUUGGCAUACCGGAUAAUGAGGUGAAUUUCGCGAACGAAUGGAUGACCAGCGCAGGAAGGAGAAUGAUGAUGUACAGUGAUAAUGACACAGUUGCGAGAGAUGAGCUCUAG